AAUGAGGAGUCGUUUGUAAGUGUGCAUUUGUAAUUGUAGCCAUAGCAAUGAGCGAAGUAAAGCUGUUGGGAGCAUGGCCCAGCCCAUAUGUAAUGAGGCCCAGGAUCGCCCUCAAUCUCAAAUCCAUCUCAUAUGAAUUCCUUGAAGAGACAUUUGGAUCCAAGAGCCAGCUCCUCCUCCAAUCCAACCCUGUCUACAAAAAGAUCCCAGUCCUCAUCCACAAUGAUAAGCCCGUCUGUGAAUCGUUGAUCAUCGUCCAAUACAUCGACGAAGCCUGGACCACCGGACCGACAAUCCUCCCCGUCGAUCCUUACGAUCGGGCCAUCGCCCGCUUUUGGGCAACCUACAUCGACGACAAGUGGUUCCCUUCUUUGUCUGGGAUUGCUCGAGCGCAAGGAGAGGAAGCAAAAGUAGCAGCGAUCGAGCAGGUAAUUGAUGGUCUGCAGCUGUUGGAGGAGGCUUUUGAGAAAAGCAGCAAGGGGAAGGGAUUCUUCGGUGGGGAACACAUCGGUUACCUAGACAUUGCGUUGGGUUGCUACUUGGGGUGGCUCAAGGCGACCGAAAUUAUGACGGGCAAGAAAUUUCUGGACAGCGAGAAGAUCCCGCAUUUGACGGGGUGGGCCGCGCGGUUCUGCUCGGACAGUUCCGUAAAGGAGGUGAUGCCGGAGACGGAAAAGCUGGUGGAGUUUGCCAAAGUGCUUCAGGCCAAGUUCAAGGCUGCUCCUCCUUCCAAAUGAAAGAAGAAUGUAGAAUGCGUUGCUUUCGCUUGAUAGAAUGCCAUUAUCUAUAAUAACAGUAGUGUUAAAAAUGAUUAGUCAGUCCUUUUGGGCUGUUUGGUCA
Magnolia sinica is the source of this 840-nucleotide messenger RNA. RefSeq names its product glutathione S-transferase U17-like. Lineage: Eukaryota; Viridiplantae; Streptophyta; Magnoliopsida; Magnoliales; Magnoliaceae. Gene Ontology annotation, molecular function: glutathione transferase activity. The coding region runs from base 48 to 737 and encodes 229 amino acids. The record is from RefSeq and is a predicted model, not a curated record. The transcript is spliced from 2 exons. Gene Ontology annotation, biological process: glutathione metabolic process. Gene Ontology annotation, cellular component: cytoplasm.